Gorilla gorilla gorilla (western lowland gorilla) is the source of this 4115-nucleotide messenger RNA. It is a transcript of the gene CBFA2T3, whose product is annotated as CBFA2/RUNX1 partner transcriptional co-repressor 3. Gene Ontology annotation, cellular component: nucleus. The record is from RefSeq and is a predicted model, not a curated record. Gene Ontology annotation, biological process: DNA-templated transcription; negative regulation of DNA-templated transcription. Lineage: Eukaryota; Metazoa; Chordata; Mammalia; Primates; Hominidae. Bases 20 to 1888 code for a protein of 622 amino acids. The transcript has 12 exons. Gene Ontology annotation, molecular function: transcription corepressor activity.
CCUUAAAUUCAGAGAAAGGAUGUGUUGUUCCAGGUUGUGGAGACACCAGUCCCGCUGCUCUCCAAGACGCCUCCCCACCCCAGCGGACAGGAAGGCUAAGGCCUCAGCGAUGCCGGACUCCCCAGCAGAGGUGAAGACGCAGCCCCGGUCCACACCCCCCAGCAUGCCGCCCCCACCACCUGCCGCAUCCCAGGGGGCCACACGCCCCCCCUCCUUCACACCACACACACAUCGAGAGGACGGGCCUGCCACGCUGCCCCACGGCCGUUUUCAUGGCUGCUUAAAAUGGUCUAUGGUCUGUCUCUUGAUGAACGGCAGCAGCCACUCGCCAACAGCCAUCAAUGGUGCACCGUCCACACCCAACGGCUUCAGCAAUGGCCCGGCCACCUCGUCCACGGCCUCCUUGUCCACACAGCACCUGCCCCCGGCCUGCGGGGCCCGGCAGCUCAGCAAGCUCAAGCGCUUCCUCACCACACUGCAGCAGUUUGGCAGUGACAUCUCCCCAGAGAUUGGGGAGCACGUGCGCACACUGGUGCUGGGCCUGGUGAACUCAACGCUGACGAUCGAGGAGUUUCAUUCCAAGCUUCAGGAGGCCACCAACUUCCCUCUGCGGCCGUUUGUCAUUCCCUUCCUGAAGGCAAACCUGCCCUUGCUGCAGCGGGAGCUCCUGCACUGUGCACGCCUGGCCAAGCAGACGCCCGCCCAGUACCUGGCCCAGCAUGAGCAGCUCCUGCUGGAUGCCAGCGCCUCCUCCCCCAUCGACUCCUCAGAGCUGCUACUGGAAGUCAAUGAGAACGGCAAGAGGAGGACGCCCGACAGGACCAAAGAGAACGGGUCAGACCGCGACCCGCUGCACCCCGAGCACCUCAGCAAACGGCCAUGCACCCUGAACCCUGCCCAGCGCUACAGCCCCAGCAACGGGCCACCGCAGCCCACACCGCCGCCGCACUACCGCCUGGAGGACAUAGCCAUGGCCCACCACUUCCGAGAUGCCUACCGCCACCCAGACCCCCGGGAGCUACGAGAGCGCCAUCGGCCGCUUGUGGUGCCUGGGUCCCGGCAGGAAGAAGUGAUCGACCACAAGCUCACAGAGCGUGAGUGGGCAGAAGAGUGGAAGCACCUCAACAACCUCCUGAACUGCAUCAUGGACAUGGUGGAGAAGACGCGGCGCUCGCUCACGGUGCUGCGCAGGUGCCAGGAGGCCGACCGCGAGGAGCUCAACCACUGGGCGCGGCGCUACAGUGAGGCCGAGGACACAAAGAAGGGCCCCGGUCCCGCCGCGGCCCGGCCCCGCAGCAGCUCCGGCGGUCCCGAAGGGCCUCAGCUAGACGUGCCUCGCGAGUUCCUGCCAAGGACCCUCACCGGCUACAUGCCCGAGGACAUCUGGAGGAAGGCUGAAGAGGCCGUGAAUGAGGUGAAGCGGCAGGCCAUGUCGGAGCUGCAGAAAGCCGUGUCGGACGCGGAGCGCAAAGCGCACGAGCUCAUCACCACGGAGCGUGCCAAGAUGGAGUGGGCCCUGGCCGAGGCGAAGCGGCAGGCCUCCGAGGACGCCCUGACGGUCAUCAACCAGCAGGAGGACUCCAGCGAGAGCUGCUGGAACUGCGGGCGGAAAGCCAGUGAGACGUGCAGCGGCUGCAACGCGGCACGCUACUGCGGGUCCUUCUGCCAGCAUCGGGACUGGGAGAAGCACCACCACGUGUGUGGGCAGAGCCUGCAGGGCCCCGCAGCCGUGGCGGCCGACCCGGUGCCUGGACCGCCCGAAGCCGCCCACAGCCUGGGCCCCUCCCUGCCUGUGGGUGCUGCCAGCCCCAGCGAAGCCGGCUCUGCGGGGCCUUCUUGCCCCGGCUCCCCCAGCCCACCUGGCCCCCUGGACACCGUGCCCCGCUGACCCCACUGGCCCCCGGCCUGCCGGACACAGCACCGUGCCAACCCCACCCAGCUCCAGGCCCACCGGAUGCUGUGCCUGGCCUCCGAUGCCCGGCCUGCCAGACACUGCGCCCCGCCUGACCUGGGGGAGCCGACCAAUUAGUCACUGCUGCUACUGCCCCUCUCCGAAAGAAGACACAGAACCAACAAAACCGCAUUCAGUGCACCUGCCUCAGCUACCUAAUGAUUCCGCGCGGAGACCUCCUGACAACCUCUCUUGAAGCAUCCUCAGAAGCCUCGACUGAGCUUUAGACAGCAGAGCAGAUGCCGCAGGCGCGGCGGCUCUGCCCACCUCUUUCUCUCUCUUUUCCUCUCUGUCUGUCUCUCCCCCUCUGUCUUCUCUGUCCUCUCUCUCUCUCUCUCUGACUAUCACACACUUUCUCUUCAAUGAAAAAAUCAAAUUGGUGGCUUAUAUUUUCAGCAAAGAAUUUUGGGGGGUUUUGUUUGUUGGCAAAAGAGCUACUCAGAAAUGGACAAAGAAAACGGGGGGGUUCUCCCCCUCCUGAUUAAAAAGGGAGAAAGAAAACUGCGAUUUUAUAGCUGGAGAUCUGAACCCAGCUGUGCCCCUCCCCCAGGGGCGUGAGGCUGAUCAGCGAAGACGGGAGGAAAGAUUUCGAUUUCUGACUCAAGAUGCAUUUUUUGGUUUCAGAUUUUUUUUCCUGUAAUGUUGAACUCUUUGGCUUUAAGUAAAAAUCCAAAAAGUUUUUUUUAAAAAAGCAAAGGAAGCAUACUUGUGAACUACCUUGCUAGCUAGCCAGCCAAGGAUACCGGACACACCUCUGCUCCAAAGGAAAUCCAAAAAAGCAAACACAAGAAAUCAAAAUCCAAAAUUUGUUUGUCACUGCCAAAGUAUUUUUUUCACUGUUUCACUUACUCUUGGGUUUGUUUGGAUGUGGGUCUUUUUCUCUUCUGUUCUGAUUUUGUUUGUGGGUGUCGGGAUAUUGGGGUGCAGAGGGUUUGUGCCCAGUGAGAAGCGACUUUUGUUCUCUUCUGCGUAGGCGCUGGUGCGUCCGCCGCGUGUGCGUGGUCCGUGUGCCGUUGCUCCGGCCUGCAUCUCCAUGUGUGUAGGAAAGGACACGCCGUCUGUCCUCACACCCCCUGUGACUUUUCAUAUUUCCUUUUUCCACUUGUGGAAAAAAAGUGCUAAAGUUUUCUUCCCAGAGAGAGCAUAAUUCCGAAACAAAACUGUGACAAUCUUUUGGGUUGAUUCUCCACUGCUUUUCGAGCAUGCGGAGCCAGUAGGCCUCCCCGAAACACUGCUUCUCGGCCAGCCCGUCCUCCUCUACCUCUCUCCUCUCCGCGCCCUCCGACCCCUCUCGGCCCCAUCACCCCACCUCCGACCUCUCUCAGCCCCAUCGCCUCAACUCCAACCUCUCGGCCCCAUCGCCCCACCGCAGCUACUCCCCUUUCUUCCAAACUUUUGCAGAAAAAACAAAAAAACUACAAACAAAAGCAGCCCUCUGCCUCCUCCCCAGGGAAGACCCUGACCGUGUACAUAGCCCUGGUGCUCCUGCCCAGCCACCCCUCAGAUGCGUUCGCCUCUGGCCCUGGGGUGUGUCUCGGUGACGUUUUCUAUCAGACGUGCUCCCUCCCAUCCUCCAGCCCUGCCCACCCUCCCUCCACUCCUCUCAACUGCCUCAGCGAUUUCAAGAAGGAAAUAAAGGGAUAAAGAAAUUCAUGCUUGCACCGAGUGCAAGGACAGACAGCAGGCACGGCCCGCGGCCUGGCAUCUGUGCGCGUGGCGUGGCCCGUGGCCUGGCAUCUGUGCACGUGGCGUGGCCCGUGGCCUGGCAUCUGUGCACGUGGCGUGGCCCGUGGCCUGGCAUCUGUGUGCAUGGCACAGCCCGCAGCCUGGCAUCUGUGCACGUGGCGUGGCCCGUGGCCUGGCAUUUGUGGGUGUGGUGCGGCCCGUGGCCUGGCAUCUGUGCGCGUGGCGUGGCCCGUGGCCUGGCAUCUGUGCGCGUGGCACAGCCCGUGGCCUGGCAUCUGUGUGCGUGGCUAUCAGGAGUUCCAGGAACUCAGUGCAAUACGGGAGUGACCCAGCUACUGAACCAGCCGCGAACAGCCCGCCAGAGGCCUGAAGCUGAGAGUGUACGUUAAUGUGAAUGUAUAUAGUCUUUGCAGAGGUCCAAAUGAUAUUCAUGAUGGUAAUAAACGAGAUGUUUGCCAAAUAAAAAAGAGAGAAACCG